This is a messenger RNA of Sorex araneus (European shrew), 3986 nucleotides long. RefSeq names its product semaphorin 4A (gene SEMA4A). Gene Ontology annotation, molecular function: semaphorin receptor binding; chemorepellent activity. Gene Ontology annotation, biological process: axon guidance; neural crest cell migration; negative chemotaxis. Lineage: Eukaryota; Metazoa; Chordata; Mammalia; Eulipotyphla; Soricidae. The transcript is spliced from 15 exons. The record is from RefSeq and is a predicted model, not a curated record. The coding region runs from base 330 to 2615 and encodes 761 amino acids.
CGCCCAGCCCACGUGGGUGCAGACACAGCCCCGCAGCGGGCGCGAUUGCGGCAGGGGGCCCCCACAUCUGGAGCUCCAGGAGCCGCAGAAGGUGGGGCUGGGGGGACCCGGGUAGGAGGAGGAAGAAAUGGGGAGAUUGUAGUCCCUCCCACUUAGAGAUGCGGUCGCCAUGGUGACUGAGGACCAGUGAGGCGGGCUGGGGAUGGGGCUGGGGGGCGGGGGCGUGGCCGGGACGGAGCCCCGGGAGACGGUCGCCAGCAUUCCAGAAGGAGGGAAACGCCGAGGCACCCCCAGCUCCAGUGCCAGCUGCUGACGGCUGCCCGCUGAGCAUGGCCCUCCCUGCCCUGGGCCUCGACCCCUGCAGCCUCCUGGGCCUUUUCCUCUUCCAGCUGCUCCUGCAGCUGCUCCCGCCAACCACGGCAGGGGACGGGGCACAGGGACCUGUGCCCAGGGUCAAGUUCCACGCAGGGGAUGGACGCAGGGGGCUCAGCCUCUUCCAUCAGAAAGACCUCCAGGAUUUCGACACCCUGCUUUUGAGCAGUGAUGGUGGCACCCUCUAUGUGGGGGCGCGAGAGGCCGUGCUGGCCUUGGACAUCCAGGAUCCAGGGGUGCCGAGGCUCAAGAGCAUGAUACCCUGGCCAGCCAGUGACAGGAAAAAGAGCGAAUGUGCCUUCAAGAAGAAGAGCAAUGAGACACAGUGUUUCAACUUCCUUCGAGUCCUGGUCUCCUUCAACACUACCCAUCUCUAUGCCUGCGGUACCUUCGCCUUCAGCCCUUCCUGCACCUUCAUUGAACUCCAAGAUUCCAACUUGCUGCCCAUCUCGGAGAACAGGGUCAUGGAGGGGAAAGGUCAAAGCCCCUUUGACCCCGCUCAUAAGCACACAGCUGUCCUGGCAGAUGGGAUGCUCUAUUCUGGCACCAUGAAUAACUUCCUGGGCAGUGAGCCCGUCCUGAUGCGCGCACUGGGACCCCAGCCUGUCCUCAAGACCGACAAUUUCCUCCGCUGGCUGCAGCCCGACGCCUCCUUCGUGGCCGCCGUCCCUUGGACAGAUGUCGUUUACUUCUUCUUCGAGGAGACCGCCAGCGAGUUCGAGUUCUUCGAGAGGCUGCGCACGUCUCGCGUGGCCCAAGUCUGCAAGAAUGACGUGGGCGGUGAAAAGCUGCUGCAAAAGAAGUGGACCACAUUCCUGAAGGCCCAGCUGCUCUGCGCCCAGCCGGGACAGCUGCCCUUCAAUGUCAUUCGCCACGCGGUCCUGCUCUCCGCAGACGCCUCCGCUGAGGCCCAGGUCUUUGCCGUCUUCACCUCUCAGUGGCAGGUUGGCGGGACCAGAAGCUCUGCUGUCUGUGCUUUCGCGCUUAGCGACAUCCAGAGUGUGUUUGAGGGCAAGUACAAGGAGCUGAACAAAGAGACAUCCCGCUGGACCACGUACGGGUUCCCGGACAUCAGCCCCCGGCCUGGCAGUUGUUCAGCAGGCCCUUUCUCUGAUAAAGCCUUGACCUUCAUGAAGAACCAUUUCCUGAUGGACCAGAAGGUGGUGGGGCGCCCCCUGCUGUUCAAGGCAGGUGUGGAGUACACGCAGCUGGCUGUGGAGAAGGCGCUGGGCACCGAGGGGCACAGCCACCUGGUCCUGUACCUGGGCACAGCCACCGGGUCCCUGCACAAGGCCGUGGUGAGCGGGGAUGGCGGUGCGCACCUGGUGGAGGAGAUCCAGCUCUUCCCGGAGCCCGAGCCCGUGCGCAACCUGCAGCUGGCGCCCUCCCAGGGCGCCGUGUUUGCAGGCUUCUCCGGAGGCAUCUGGAGGGUUCCCCGGGCCAACUGUACUAUCUACGAGAGCUGUGUGGACUGCGUCCUUGCCCGGGACCCGCACUGUGCCUGGGACCCACAGGCCCGCACCUGCAGCCUCCUGCCCAGCCCCAUCCCGACUUCCUGGAAGCAGGAUAUGGAGCAUGGGAACCCUGACUGGGCAUGCGCCAGUGGUCCUAGGGGCAGGAGCCGGCCCCCUCCGAGACUCCCCCAAAUCAUUAAAGAAGUUCUGGCCGCCCCCAACUCCCUCCUGGAGCUCCCCUGUCCCCAUGUCUCGGCUCUGGCCUCAUACCGCUGGACUCACGGGCCCAGCCAGGUCCCUGAGGCCUCGUCCGCCGUCUACAAUGGCUCCCUCUUGCUGCUGCUGCGGCCCGGGCUGGGAGGCCUCUACCAGUGCUGGGCCACUGAGAAUGACUUCUCCUACCCCGUGGUGUCCUACUGGGUGGACAGCCAGGACCAGUCUCUGGCUCUGGACCCCGAGCUGGCCGGGAUUCCCCGGGAGCGUGUGGAGGCCCCGCUGACCAGGGUAGGCGGUGGGGCCUCCCUGGCUGCGCCGAGGUCCUACUGGCCCCACUUCCUCACAGUCACCGUGCUCCUGGCCCUGGUGCUCUCCGGAGUCCUCAUCCUCCUCCUGGCCACCCCUUUGGGGGCCCUCCGAGCGCGGGGCAAGGUCCAGGGCUGUGGGACACCGCCGCCGGGAGAGAAGGCCCCUCUGAGCAGGGAGCAGCACCUCCAGAGCCCCAAGGAACACAGGACCUCGGUCGGGGACGUGGACGCAGACAACAACCGCCUGGGUGCGGAAGUGGCCUAGAUGGCAGGCGCGGCGGGGCCGUCCCAGGCUGGCGUGGGCGCUGGGGCAGCGGCCAGAGCCCGUGGGAGCAGCACAAGGACCAUCUUUCUCCCAGAGAGAACUCUGGCUGGGGCUCCUGAGCAUGCCCCCAGGUGGGCCACAGCCCGCCACGGGAACAGCUGGGCUGGGCAGCUGCCAGGCCUGGGCCUCUGCAGGCGCUGCCGCAUCUUUCCUCCAGAGGCGGAUUACUCCAUCCUAAAUCUCCACCAGGACCUGCGGGGAUGAACGCCAGCUCCGGAAUCACUGUCGGAAGAGCGCCGGAGGCGGUCCAGGGCUGCAGGCACUUGCCUCGCAGGCAACUGGCCCCGUUCAUAUCCGGCACCAUUUAGUGGUGCUCCUCAGGAGAGAUUCCAAGUGCAAGCCAGGAGGAAGCACCGAGCACCAGCAGUGGCCCCAGAAACACACACUGGCAAAAUCUGUAGGGCCAGAAAGACAAAACAGGGGUUAAGAUGCUUGACUUGCACCUGCCUGACCCAGGUCUGAUUCCUGGCAAAACACAGAGUCCCCCAGCACUCCAGGAGUGAUCCCUGAGUGCAGAGCCUGGAGUAAGCCCUAAGCACUGCUGGGUGUGACCCUCCACACCCACCCACCCACCCGCCCACAUGCACAAAGAAAGAAACAGCUGCUCCCGGGGCCACUGGGGCCGGCGGCCACCUUGAUGGUAGCAUUCCCAGGCUGCAGUGAGGGUCCAGGUCCUCAGAGCUUCUGAGCUCUUUCCUGAAGUCGGCACCUUCCCUGUGCUUCAGGCCCGCCCUGGAAUAAGAUGCUCUCUCCUGUCUACGUGGCAGGACACCUGAUGGGUUUCUCUGAGCCUGGUCCCUUCCUUUUCACCCGAUUCACCUCACCACCUCUCACGCCACCCCCCUUUGGUUCUAAGAUUCAGAAAACUGCUUGGCACUGUUUAUUUUAAAAUUUUUUUUAGAGGGGGCCACACCCAGUUGGUGCUCAGGGCUUACUCCUGGCUCUGUGCUCAGGGAUCACUCCUGGCAGGGCUCGGGUACCAUAUGGGGUUCCAGGGAUUGAAACCGGGUCGGCCGCAUGCAAGGCAGGUGCCCCACUUGCUGUACUAUUGCUCUGGCCCCAGACAUUUUACUCGGGUUUUUUUGGGGGGAGGGGGUUGUUGUUGUUGUUUUAGUCUUUUGGGCCACACCUGGUGGUGCUCAGCGGUUACUCCUGGCUCUGCACUCAGGGAUCACUCCUGGCAGGCUCGAGGGACCAUAUGGGAUGCCGGGGAUCAAACCCGGGUUGGCUGCAUGCAAGGCAAGCACCCUACCCACUGUACUAUCACUCUGACCCCAGACAGUUUAUUUUUUAUUAAAAAGACAAAAUUAA